AUGGCAGACAAAGAUUUGGAGGUUGCAGAGGACGGCAUGGAGUCGCCACAGCCCAUCAAAGAGUCUGCCCUUCCUCCUGCUUGGCGCGAUGUCUAUUCCGGGGAGAAGUUCAAAGUUUCCUCCUUGUUGCCCCCUUUGGCUUGGCUACCUCGCUACGUCCGCGCCAUGAAGGGCAAUCCUGCGAAGGCGGACACGGAGGCGGUCGGAGAGCUGCCAUACUCGCUGAAGGGGGACAUCAUCGCAGGGCUCACGGUUGGUUUGAUGUUGGUGCCUCAGUGCUUGGCCUUCGCCCUGCUGGCAGGUCUCCCUGUGAGGGCCGGGCUCUACUCGUCCUUUGCUCCCCUGGUGCUCUACGCCAUGUUGGGCACUCUACGGCAACUGCAAGUUGGACCCACAGCACUCAUCAGCUUGUUGACUGGGCAGGCACUGGAUUCCGUGGGCUUGCUUGGAGAGGGUGGGCCUGCAGCUGAGGCGGCCCGCAUGGCCGGAGCCACCCAGCUGGCCAUGCUGGUAGGCCUGAUCAGCUUGGCGCUCGGCAUCCUGCGUUUCGGCUUCGUGGUGGACUUCAUGUCCCACUCCGUGAUGAGCUCCUUCUGCACAGCAUCAGGCGUCAUCAUCGCGACCUCCCAGCUGAAGCACGUGCUUGGCAUCUCCAUGAAGCGCCACAAGCACUGGUGGGAGACCGCCGGUGACCUGAUCGUGAAGCUGCCCGAGUCAGAUGGGGCUACGGCGGCUCUUGGGUUCACCUUGUUGGCCUUCCUCACUUUCAUGAAGGCCUGGAAGCAAGCUGGCAACGCGGAGAAGCGAGGCAAGCAUUGCUUCUGGCGCUUCUUUCCGAAGCGCAGGGAGGGAGUACCUUUCAAAGCCAUGAAGUUGUGCGCGGACCUGUCAUCGGUGUUGUGUGUGGUUCUCGGUUGGGUCUGGGGCCGUGCCUACGUUGCGGCUGGCGUGACCUCCGUGAGACCCAUCGGUGACACAGAGAGCGAAGGCUUCAUGUUCGUUCUUCCCACCUUUGACCAGACCACCUCGGACAUGAUCGUGCCGGCCGCGAUGAUCGCCAUCGUAGGGUUCCUGGAGACCAUCGCUGUGGGAGGUAAGAUGGCCAACGAGAAGCGCUACGGCUACGACGCCAACCAGGAGCUCCUGGCCCUCGGUGCCGCGAACAUUGGGGGGGCCUUCAUGGCAGCUUUUCCCAUCACCGGCGGCUUCUCGCGCACGGCGGUGAACGCCAUGUUCGGUGCCAGCUCCCAGCUGGCCGGUGCCCUCACCUCCGUGAUCGUGAUCCUCGCCGUGUACCUCAUCAUGCCCGUGGUGGAGGUCUUGCCCUUGUCCGCCUUGGCGCCCCUCAUCAUCCACGGCGCCAUCGGUGUGACUGACUUCAAGACCUUCAUCUCGACCUUCAAGGCCAACAAGCUCGACUUCGUGAUCAUGUUGCUCACCUUCGCGGUCUCCCUUGGCCUGACCGUCAAGGAGGGCCUGGCAACGGGCGUUGUUUUGUCGAUCUUGAAGCUCACCUACGAGAUCGCCAUGCCGAACAUUGCAAUCUGUGGCCAGGUGGAGGAUGGGACCUUCCGGGACUUCCGAUACUACCCCGAAGCGGCGAUGACCCCGAAGUGCGUGGUCUUGCGCAUGGAUGCUAGCUUGAGCUUUGCGAACACCCGGCGCUUGCAGGAGUUCAGCUUGCGCGCGAUGAGCGUGGCUACUGCUGCGGACCCCUCGGUGAGCCACCUUAUCCUCGAUUGCAAGUCGGUGAACGGCACUGACAUGACUGGCUGCGAGGCCAUCGAGAACCUGGCCAUCACCCUGGAGAAGCGGAAGAUGCACCUGGUCCUGGCGAACCUCAAGGCUCCCUUCACGCAGGCCCUCUUCGCCGCCGGGGUGGACAAGCACCUGACCCACCAUGGCGGCCACCUCUGUUGGAACAUGGCGCAGGCUGUUGCCUUGGUCGAUGGUGGUGACCCGCAUUCAGCCAUGGCGCCCCUGGGUCUGAGGAGGCCGCGCUUCCAGCCACCCGACUUCGAAGGCGAGGAUGGCCAGCUCCCACGGCCUGACUCGCCGUGCAGCACACCGCGGGCAGAUGAAUCAGGCCACGCAGACCACGAGGACAUGGGGCCCUUUUCACCCGACACCUUCGUCGAAUACCGGAGCCGAUCCAGUGGGCAGUGGAUUCUCGCAAAGGUGGAGAGCUACAAUGCCGACACUCAGACCUACCGCCUGGAUGUGCAGCCAUACGCGCCCGCAGACAGGUCCGUGCGGAUGACCCUGAGCUCUUAA
This is a messenger RNA of Symbiodinium natans, 2274 nucleotides long. Lineage: Eukaryota; Dinophyceae; Suessiales; Symbiodiniaceae. The record is from the annotation of a GenBank genome assembly.